Molecule: messenger RNA, 1131 nt
Organism: Setaria italica (foxtail millet)
Lineage: Eukaryota; Viridiplantae; Streptophyta; Magnoliopsida; Poales; Poaceae
Product: expansin-A31
Exons: 2
Coding region: 103-861 (252 amino acids)
Biological process (GO): plant-type cell wall organization
Cellular component (GO): extracellular region
Source: RefSeq, a predicted model, not a curated record
AGCUCAAAAACAAUUAGCAUCCAACCUCCAUUGCCCAGCUUCCUCGUCUGCUCCCAUUUCCAUCUCCUCUGCAGCUCUACCUGUGCAUUGGCGUUGGCGUCCAUGGAUAUCGCCAAGUCCCUGAUCUUGUGCACAGUCCUUGCGGCGUGCCUCGCGCUCGCCGCGGCCCAGGGCUCUCCCGGCACCGCCACGUUCUACGGUGGACCCGACGGCUCCGGCACCAUGGGUGGCGCCUGCGGGUACGACAACCUCUACAACGCCGGGUACGGCGUGCUCAACGCGGCGCUGAGCCAGACGCUGUUCAACGACGGCGCGUCAUGCGGGCAGUGCUACACCAUCACCUGCGACAGAUCACGCACCGGCGGACAGUACUGCAAGCCCGGCAACAGCAUCACCGUCACGGCCACCAACCUCUGCCCGGCCAACUACGCCCUGCCCAACGGCGGCUGGUGCGGCCCGGGGCGCCCUCACUUCGACAUGUCGCAGCCGGCGUGGGAGAACAUCGGAAUCUACCAGGCCGGCGUCAUCCCUGUCCUGUACCAGCAGGUCAAGUGCUCCCGCAGCGGCGGCGUGCGCUUCAGCCUCGCCGGCUCCAACUACUUCCUCCUCGUCAACAUCCAGAACCUCGCCGGAAGUGGCUCCGUGGGAGCCGCCUGGGUCAAGGGCGACAAAACGGGGUGGAUCCAGAUGUCCAGGAACUGGGGCGCCAACUGGCAGGCGCUCGCCGGGCUCGUCGGCCAGGGUCUCAGCUUCGCCGUGACCAGCACCGGCGGGCAGUACAUUCAGUUCCUCAACAUCGUGCCGGCGUGGUGGCAGUUCGGCCAGACCUUCUCCAACAACUACCAGAAUUUCGCCUACUGAAACUUUCAAGCAGGAGAGAUCGAGCGCUUGGUCUCAUUGGCCAUUUCUUGCAAUUCGGUCGUAUGGCGAGUACGCUCGUGAUUUUGACGGAGCUUGCUCAACUUGCCAUUGCAUUCUUGUUGAUGACCGCCUGGCUCCGACUGCACACUGCAGGAGAAAACGGCUGGCAUACGUGGAUUAUUUACCCUACACUGUAGAUACAGCAUAUUAUGCUAUUGUGUACUUGACAUCUUGAUAUACAUACAUACUAAAUUUAAAUCUGUUUCCGCA